This is a messenger RNA of Drosophila guanche, 13145 nucleotides long. It is a transcript of the gene CAP, whose product is annotated as sorbin and SH3 domain-containing protein 1. The coding region runs from base 896 to 12259 and encodes 3787 amino acids. NCBI's taxonomy places the organism in Eukaryota, Metazoa, Arthropoda, Insecta, Diptera, Drosophilidae. The transcript has 15 exons. The record is from RefSeq and is a predicted model, not a curated record. Gene Ontology annotation, molecular function: protein binding.
UACUGAUUUUUGUGUAUAUUUUCAAAUACGUGCCUCUGUGCAACCAAUUAGACAUUGAUGUGUGCGUGUGUGAGUGUGCGUGUGUGUGUGUGAGUGGGGAGCUGGCUCCCUGCUGCCAAAGCAGCAACCAGCCCGAUGGGCCAUUCCUUGUCGGUCAGUCGCCAGCGCCACGAGGAACGGGAAACGCGGGCCACCAACACCCACGGGAUAAAUAUUUAGAAAAAUAUUUCGAACCGCAUCGAACCGCCGACGAAAAAGCGAAAGUUGAGAGUUGAGACGCAAUUCAAUUUGGCCAAUAAAAAAACAACCAAAACAAUGACAUAGAUCCCCGAUUCGGGCCGAAGAAUAUCGCGAAUCUGUACGCGAAUUUGUAUUGUGCAGCAAAAACAAAAAAAAGGGGAAGUCGGACGCGUGCCAGGCACUGGGCGGGCGUUGACGGUUGACGCUGGCGUCGCAGUCGACGCUGACGACAUUUUGUUUCUUUUCUUUUCUUUUCAUUCUAAUUUUUCCUCGUUUUUCACUUUCCCAUGUUUUUGCCGGCUGUUGAUCGUGUCGUCGUGUCGUGGGCCUGUUGCCGGCAGAUCCGCUCCGAGCGGUUUCAGUUCUAGUUGGGUAUCUGGCGACGAGUGACACACCAAAGGCAGGCAGAAACGGAGACACAGACACAGUCACAGUCACAGUCAGAGAGGCAAAAUACUAGAAAGAAAGAAACAACGACAACGAAUAGCAAUAGGAAUUAGGAGCAACAAGAAUUUAGUUGUAGAUUUCGCUGAUUACACACACACACACACACACAGAGAGAGAUUUUCCGAUUUAUUAAAACAACAAAUUUGAACUGCAAUUAUUAGUCGAGUGACCGGGAAGACGCGUGACGUGACGUGACGUGACGUAGACGAUGCCCAAUAAUCGCAAUCGCAAUCGUAAUCGCAAUCGCAACAAACGCAAUCGAAACCAAAAUCAAAACCAAAAUCAAAACCAGCAGCAGGAGCAGCGGGAGGAGGAUACCCAGCCAGAGGCAACUUCUUCUUCCAUUGAUGAUAAUGGAAAUUCUGGCAGCGUUUCAAAUGGAUCGGCAACGGACGCUAACAGCAGCGAAAACAGCCACAAUGUUGCCGUGGAUCCACAGCUAGAGGUGAGGGAAGAGCCACCAAAAGAAGCAGCAGCAACGGAAGGCGAAGGCGAAGACAAAGAGAAAUCCACAAUAAACGCAGACCAAAACGAAACGGAAGCAGAGCAACCUCCAACGAGCAGCGAACCAACAGAAAUGGGUGCCAAAAACUCCAAGCAACAGUCGGAGAAAUCCGGCAAGCGAUCGAGCAAUGAGACGGAGCAGCGGGUGGAGCAGGCACCACUCAAGGCUCCGGGUAGUCCGCGACAAGCCAAGGUCAUAGUGCAUCGCAUUGUGCGGGAGGUGGAUGAGCAGCAGCAGCAGCAGCAGCAGCAGUCAAACACCAGUCCAGAACUAAAAGACGAAGAAGUCAAAGUGCCAGAAGAAAAGGAAGUUGUUGCUGCUGCUCCACAGCCGCUGCAGCGCAGCACAAAAGUGAUUAUCCAUCAGAUACGCGUGGAGAGGGAUGUGGAGCAAGCACCUAAAGGUAAGCCCACCUUCGAGGAGAUCAGCACCACGACACCAGCACCACCAGCUGCGCUGAGCCUCAGCACAGACGGCACAGGCGGCACACUGUCACCGCCGCCGCGCUAUCUGGUGGAGUCACCCAAGAACGUGUCUGGAGCCGGAGCUGUGGGACAUUUUGGGCACUUUGCACGCGACAUGCAGAUACAGGAGCUGGAGCUGGAGCUGAGCAGCGACUGCAGCUCCGGGGAGUUCAAUGUGCUGCAGUCGCCGCUGGUGUGCGAGGUGGACUCGGAGACGGAGGCAGCCGCCCCGCUGGAUCUGCAGCCGUCCAGCCGCGCCGAGCAACAGGAGCAGCUGCGGCAGAAGCGCGCCCAGAAACGGAACGCCCUGGAGUCGCACUUCUUGCCGCAGCUGAUGAACCCGCGCUACCUGGACAGCAUACUGGAGGAGAACAGCGAUCUGGCAGGUGUCGGACUGGCCGGCGGCCUGCAUCGCAGCAGCUCCUCCGGCAACGAUCAGGCGGGGAUGCGGCUCCACCCGAAGCUCACCGAAACGUUCCCCAAGAGCCAGCUGGACUUUAGCCGCCGCCACAAGCGCAGGGAGGAGCCGGUGGCCCUCAUGCUCGAGACGAAACUGAUUGAGGAGGCCAGCGACCUCGAGAGCUGCACCCGACUGCAGAGCGCACUGUCGCCGCAGUCCGAGGACGCGGAAUUGGUGUACCUCAGCUCCUCCGCCUCCAGCAGCAUGUCCGACCUGAUGGAGCUCGAGCUGGAGCAGGCCGCAGCGUUGGCAGAGCGUGCCCUGGUGGAUCUGGACACGGAUGCCAGCAAACUGUUCCGCAGGCCCGACGAUGAGAUGAGCAGCACGACCACAACGGACGCGGCCACGUCGUCGAACGAGACGGAAACGGAGGGGGAACCGGAGAUGGAAACGGGAACGGAAACGGAAACGGACACGGAGAGCCGCGAGAGCACACCUGUUAACCGGGGAGAGGGACUGGCAUCGGCUGGCAGCUCGUUGUCUUCGCUUUUGAGUGCCGCCACGCCGACGCCGCCCACCAGCGCAGAGCAGCCGCAGCCGCAGCUGCCGAGAGCAGAAGAUACAUUUGUAUCUUUCGAUUCGAUUCGCGAACAGCCGCCAGUCCGUGGCAGCAUCGGCAGUAUCGGCGCAGCGUCUACGCUGUCGGCCACGCGAGAGGAGUUCGUUCGCAACAUGGACAAGGUGCGCGAGUUGAUCGAGAUGACGCGACGCGAGGAGGAGCAGCAGCAAGGGGAGCCACAACAGACGAGUAUCGGUAACGGAGUGCCUGCUCCGGAGCAGUUCAAGCCACGUUCGCCCUCACCCUCGCCCUCACCCCCGCCCAUUCCGCCGCCACCCGCUGGCCUACAGCACUACAAUCCCAACAGUCCAACAAUCCACACAGUGUCCCUGCCGCCACUGCUGCUGAGUCGGCAGGAGUCUGCGGAGUCACACUGCUCGGACAGCACACAGCACAGCCAGUGCACGGCCAUCAAUUUGGCCUCGCCCCCGCCUUGCUUUGCCAGCAGUCCCCCGCCACAGACACAGCAACAGCAACAGCAACAGCCACCCACACCACCCCUCAGACAACAGCCGCAACAUGCACCACAAUUUCCUGUUCCUAAAUCCACUCCUGCUUCCACCUGCACCCACCCAGCACUUCCCCCAGCCCAGCAGCAGCAGCAGCUAGAGUCAGAGAUUUCAGUUGCAGAUGACGAACCGAAAGCAGAAGCAGAAUCGGAUCCCAUUAAGAAGCUGCGGCUGCUGUGCACCGAGACCUUGGCUUCCAUGCCGUAUGGUGAGCAAGUGCUCGAGGAACUAGCCAGCGUGGCACAGGAUAUAGCAGAGCCAGGAGCACACGAGCACCCACAGGAACCCGCGGCAGCCGCCACGAUGCCCUACCCACUGCCAGCAAUGCCCCACAUAAGGGAGCUGCAGCUGUCCACCAGCACCAGCAGGCACGAGAGCAAGUCCUCGUCCUCGUCCACUUCCGCUUGGCUGGGAAUGCCCACGCAGGCGGAUCCCAAGCUGCUGGUAUGCCUGUCGCCGGCACAACGUCCGCUGGUGGGUGAGACCAAAGCCGAUCAGCUGCUGGAUGAUCAUCAAAAGUUCGUGGAGCGUCGCGGCUACCAUGAACUGAGCAGCGCCCAAGUGCGUGCCCUCGACAACGAGCAGCAGGAGCAGCAGCAGCAGCAAAAGCAGAGCGAGAUGCUCAAGACGGCGGCCAUGAUGCGAGAGUUGCGCAAGAGCCUGACACCCACGCAAGAGCCACCGCCAGUGCCAGUGAAGAGCGCCGAAACAGCGGCCAAGGCGAGCGCCAAGAGAGAUGACGCAAGCGCCGAUCCGAAGAGGAACGGAUCGUCAUCGAGUGAAAAUAAACCAAGGCAAGCAGCUGAUCCCAGCGAGCACACAGAGAAGCAGCAGCAGCAGCAGCAGCAGACCCGAUCCAGCCAUCAAAUGAACAGCAGCACGGACGUGAGAUUCCCAGCCACCACCACAAUCGGUGGCAUGGAGAGCGAACUGGCCAAGAUGUUCCCCAGCAUGGCCCAGCAGCAGCAGCAGCAGCAGGGAGACAUCUUUGAGGAGCAGCGCAAACGCUUCUCCAACAUCGAAACGACAUCCAGCAGUCAGCCAAAGGUGCAGCAUCACACCAAGCGGUACUCGAACAUUGAGACCAGCUCGUACGAGUCGAAGAAGCGCACGGAGAAUGGACAGGUGAUCUAUGACAUUACGAAUUCCAGCCACGAGAGGCAGAGCAAUCUGCCGGCGGCUGAUUCAACCGAUCAUGCCCCGCCGCCGCCCAUCCCACCACCGCCAAUUAUGUCAGCAACGAAAUUAAACGGUUCGACUACGGCAAACACUUUCAUUGAGGAUGAUGACGCGACCAAAAAUAGCAGAGAGAGCGGCCAUGGGGAGAGCAAGAGCGGCGGCGGCACGUAUGAGGAAUUUCGGCAGCGUGCCAAGGCGGCCGUGGAUGCCAUUGGAGCACCCCGAGGGCCCCCCACCAACGGAUUGGACAAUGAGAAGGUGUUCAAGGACUUUGAUCGACUCUCGCAGCAGAUGAACGCCGAGCUCCAGUCAACGCGGGAGCGGCGCGAGAAGUCUGCCUCGCUCUUCGAUCUCAGCGGGAUGACGCGGGGUCAGGGUCUGGGUCAGGGUCAGGGCAAACACCCGCUGGAGGAGCUAAAGCAGCGUCGCCACGCCCACAUGCAGGAGCUGGAGCGAGAGAUUGAGCGUUCAUCGAGAUCCCGGCAGGAGCGCAUGAGCUCGGUGCCACGGAAUGUGGAGAGCACAGGACAAACGCCCCGUACCCACGAGAUUCCCAUCGAGCUGGAGCAGCAGGAGCAGCGCUCCCGUCGUGCCGAAUCCAUGUGCAACCUGAGCGAGCCACGCCCACGGCCACACACCUCCGCGGGGCACUACAAUUACAACAGCAGCGCGUCGCAGGAUGAUUGGUCGCAAUAUGCCAGCGAUCUGGGCUACUCGGAGAACAUUGCGCGACCCUUUGCCCGCGAGGUGGAGAUCUGCUACCAGCGACAGAAUCCCAGGCAGUCGCAGCCCAUACGUGCGCCACGUCUCUCGGCCAGCACCAAUGACCUGAGCAGUGGCUACCACCAGCAGCAGCAGCAGCAGCAGCAGCACAGCUUCGAUAGCUUCAACGCUUAUGGGGGACGCAGGACACACGCGCCCAUGCUCAGCCAGGCGCCGCAGCAGCAGCGUCCGCACUAUGCCAGCUGCUACUCGAUGAUCGAGCGGGAUCCCAAUCCGAAGUACAUCAGCACCACCUCCAGGCGGGGCGUGAGUCCGGGCCCCGUGCCACAGGCGAAUGUGUUGCCGCCGCCAGCCUACGACCGCCAGCAGCGGCGAUCCUCGUUGCCGCGGGAGCUGCACGAGCAGCAGCUCAAGUACAUCCUGUCCAAGGAGGAGGAGCUGCGCCUGGAGGUGGAGCGCCUGCAGCUGGAGCGUCGCCGGCUGAUGGAGGAGAUGCAGCGGGCGCCGGUUUUGCCGCCGCCGCAGCGACGGGAGAGCUAUCGGCCGGCGGCCAAGCUGCCGACGCUCAGCGAGGACGAGGUCUUCCGCCAGCAGAUGGCCGAGGAGUGGAUGAACAAGGUGGCCGAGCGAGAGGAGCGCCGCCAGCACAAGAUCAUCAAAAUCUCCAAGAUCGAGGACGAGCAGGACCAUGCCACAGAGCGGUCGAACAUCAGCGACGAGUUCCUCAGCGCCGUCAAGGAGCGACGCCACAAGCUGGCCAUGCCCGCGGACAGCGACUGGGAGAGCGGCGCCGAGUCCCAGCCCCAGGCGCAGGCGCAGGCGGGAGUCGCCGCCAGCAAUGAGUCGGAUGCGGAGGCAGCGCCCGUGCGCAUACUCGAGGGCCAGGCGGAGGCCAGUCUGCGGCAGCUGCCGCGGCAUUUGCGCGAAUUUGCCAAGUUCUCGACGAGCGAACAGCUGCCGGAUGGGGCGCAGGUGGAGCGGCACGAGGAGCAGGAGAGGCGCGAGGAGGCAACGGACAACACGCACAGCAGCGCCAGCCACAAGACGAGCAUCGUGAAGACGUACAAGGUGUCGCGUCUGCCGCCUUCCGUCCAGGACAGAGGAGCAACAGCAACAGCAACCGCAACCGCCACAGAGACUGCACCGGCCAUGAGUGUAAGGCUGCGACCACGACCGCCCAAGCAGACGCGCUUCCUACUCAAUCCGCAGCAGCUGCAGCGUCAGCGGCAACGGCGCAGCUGGUCCGAGAGCGAUCUGCUCAAGGAGAUUGACAGCGAGCUGCAGCUGGCCAAGGGCUUCCUCUAUGCGAAUGUCUACAAAGUCAAGCACGAGUAUAUGAGCGAACCGGAGUCGGACAACGAUCGUCCGCGCAAAAUGGCACAGUUAGGUCGAAGGCAAUACGAUGGCAUCGGUCCGGUGACCAACGAUGGAAUGCCCAUCAUACUCAGAUCGGAGGUCCAGGAGCCGCAUCAGCAUGAGUGGUACAAGCGCCUCUAUCAGACCAUACACAAGCAGAAGAACGGCGAUGAUUUCGUGAUACGCUACAAGUGUCCCAGAGCCCGUCCGUCGUACAAGAGCAACGGUUACGUGUCCGAGCCCGAACCCAACUACGACUCCGACUACUCCACGGUGAGAUAUCGCACACAGAAUCCGCAUCGUGUGCAGUCCGUCUCCUCGGCUGUCAAUGUGCGCAACCUGAGCCAGGACGAGAAGUUGUAUGGUACUAUGCCAAAUCCGAUCAAGUCGGCUCAGAACUCAUAUAAAAAUCAGCCAGGCCGCAUCGAGGACUACACCACAGGACAUUCGUCCGUGUCCGAAAAGGAGAAGAAGGAGAACUUAGAACAAUCGAAACUAUCUCCGCUCUACACAGAAGGCAACUUGUCCAGAGCUCUGGCCAAGGAAUCCGGCUACACCAGCGACUCGAACCUAGUCUUCCGCAAGAAGGAGCUGCCCGUCAGCAGUCCCCUCAGUCCCGUGGAGCAGCGGCAGGCCUACAAGAGUCUGCAGGCAGGCGGAGAACCGCCACUCUUCGGCUUCCGCAAGCCAGCGCCCGAGAGGCCCAGAGAAAUUGUGGAGGAAUUCGAAUUUAUACAGAUCACUCCGACCCUCACCAAGAUACGUGUGAGCACCAAGGAGCUGCAGGAGGACGAGCCCACAGUGCCCAGUCCAGUGAUUACUCAGCCACCACCUCCGCCACCUCCUCCGCCUCCUCCGCCGCCAGCAACAAGCCACAAGAGCAGCAGCGGCAGCCCCAAGAUGUUCUCGCAGCUGUCGAAGACUCUGCCCUCGUUCAUUCCGAUGAGCAAGAAGCAGCAGCAGGAGCAGCUAGCACCUGCCCCAUUGCCACCCAGUCGCAAGUCCUCCUGCACCAAGAGCACGGUGCGUGUCUCGAGCUCCACCAAGUCCCGCCACGAGCAGUGCUUCCAGCCACCGGGCGGAGGAACCAUCACCCUGAGGAAGGUCGCCACCUCGUCAAGCAGCUCGCGCCGGGAACCCAUCUCUAGGUCCAAGUCCGCUGGUGCAGUCUCCACCCUGUUGGCCACCCUCACGGCCUCCACCAAGGAGACGCGCCAGAAGGAUGGCGGCACCUGUCGCGUCACCCGAGUACAGCAGCAGUCGCGUCUCCGCUCCGUGAGUCCCAGCCGCCGUCCGGUUCGGGUGCUGGCCCUGCGCCAAUCGAGUCGCAGUCCGGUGGCCUUUGGGCGGAGCAUCUCCAAGGAGCGCAGCUUUGCCGAGGAGAAGAAGCGGCUGGAGAACACGCUGCCCCCCAGCCGGACCAACUUUGAGGCCAGCACCAACAUCCUGCGGGACCCGUUCCUCAAGUCACCGCAGGAGGUGCGCGAGGCGGUGCGCUCCUAUGCCACCUGCAAGGCGCAGCACACGCGCAGCAAGUCGCUGCCCCGACUGCGCCAGAGCCAGAGCCAGAGCACCGUGAGCACCACCACCAGACAGACGAUGUGCUUCCCCCAGGUGCGCCCCCAAACCCUCAUCGACUGCGGCCGAUCCCUGCGCAAGGUGCUGCCCAAGAACCAGGCGAAGAACGCCUCCAACGACAGCCUGCCGCGCAGCAACUCCACCUUCUCCAUCGACUCGAUGGGCAGGCAGGAGUACGUGCCGAUUGCCCCGCCCAAGAUCUAUGUGGGCAAGGCCAAGCCCAGCCCCAGCCCCAAGUCUAAGUCGCUGGUUCCACUCCAGAGCAGCCGCAGCGAGGGCCAUGUGCCGCGCAAGCGUCAGGUGGGAAAGCCGCCCGCCUCCAGCAACCCCAAAGCGAAGCAUCCGCCCGUGUCCGUGCAGUCGUACAGCGACACGGUGCGCGAGAAGACGAACUUCUGGAACGACUACAAUGCCAAGCAGUCCGUCUCCAUGUCCAUGUCCAUGUCGCUGCCACAGCAGACGGAGUACAAGUACUGCUCCCUGGAGCCGGAGGAUGUCUACGACUAUGCUGGCAGCGCACAGGCUCAGCCAGCGAGCAGCUGCAUCGAGGAUCUGGUGUGGAAGUACGAGAACAAGGAUCGCGAUCGCGAUCGCCAUGCCAAGCCAUGCCAGACGACAGUCACGGACAUUGCCCGUCCCCAGUCGCCACAGCCGGACUAUGAGAAGUCCCUGGAGCGCCGUUUCUCGCCCACGCGGGAGGUUCGAGUGCCCCAGAAUCAGAAUCAGAGCCAGAGCCAGAGCCAGAACCAGAGGGAGGUGCGCUCUCCUUCGCGUCGUCGCAUCGACAGUCUGAGAUCCAGCCAGCGGCAGGACAGGGAACAGGCCAUCGCCCGGGCCAGCAGUCUGAGCAGCGCCGAUGAUCGCAGCAAGCGAACGGCGCAGCCGGGAAGCCUCUACCAGUGCGGGGAUCUGGCCCACAGUGCCACCUCCCUGACGUAUCUGGAGCGGCACAGCCCCAGCUGUAGGUACCGCAACAACUGCGAGCGUUUCACGGAUCUGAAUCGAUUCUACAGCACCCUGGAGCGGGUGGGGCAGCUGGAGAGAGCCACGUCCUCGAGCAGCUUCCAUCCCUUGCGCAAGGACGCCGAGUUGCUGGCCUUUGACGAGUGGCGCAAGGUGCGGCUGCACGAGCGGGCCGAGAAGGAGCUGCAGUAUUUGGUGGGCAAACUGCAGCACGAUCAGCGGGAGCGGGAUCUGCACUUCCGCUCCAAGGAUGUGGGCGAGAUCAAGUGGCGCCAGGAGGCGGACCAGGCGCUCAGCACCAAGAAGAAGUCGGUGGAGGAUCUGCGCGAGAACUUUGAGCAGUUGCAACUCUUCAGGCAGCACCAGCUGGAAUGCCAGCUGCAGCCGGUGCAGCCGGCGCAGCGCCACUGGAGACGCAACACCGUGGCGGAUCUGGCCAGCAGCCUGGAGCAGCGUGUGGUGAGAGACGACACCGAGAUGGACCGACACCUGGACAACGAUCUGGUCAGCACUCUGUCCAAGGAUCAGAUCAAGAAGAUCACGCAGCAGCUGAACGAGAUCUAUGCCGGGGGUGGCAACCGCAAGGGCGCGGCUGUCGAGGAGCAGUAUGUGGUCACCGUGGAGAAGGGCUCCGCCAAGCCGGGCUCCCAUGCCCACACCCUGAAGGUGCGCUGCAACUCGAACAUCUCCAAGGAGCAGCUCCUCGGACCCGUUCUGCGCAAGCGCGAGGAGCAGCAGCAGGCGCAGACGCAGACUCUGCCACGUCCCACGCGCAGCCAGUCGCCGGUGGUGGUGGCCAGGGAGACGCGCGGUGCCAUUGCGGCCAAGAAUGCCGAACUCACGCUGACCAGAGCCCCCGAUGUGCCGCCCCGUCCAAAGCCCAGCGAGGUCAAGGGCCAGGCCAAGACUGCAGCUCCCCCGAGGGUUGUGGAGCAGGAGCCGGCGGAGAACAUUGUCCAAAAGAUACAAUACUUUGAGGAUAGACAGUUCGAGGAGCCGGCCAAGACCAUCUACCACGCUCGCGAGGACUCCUCGCCCGACGAGGCCGAGGUGAUGCGCCUCAUCGAGCACAACAUGCAGGCGCGCCAGAAGGCCCGGAACCAAGCCCAAGUGCUCACCCACACGGAGCUGAGCAACUCGCUGACGGAUCUGAGCGGCGUCUAUGGGGAGCGACCCGCUGCACGGGUAAAUUUUCACUUGCACAGCCCCCCGCUGCGCCCGCCCGACGAGGCGGAGGCAGAGGCAGAGCUGCUCAGCUUCGAGAAUGGUUCGCCCGGGCCAGGAGACGCCAGCCUUGAGCUGUACGACAGAGAGUCCUACUACCGCUCGCGCAGUCUCUCGCCCCAGUCUCAGGUGUCGGCCUGCUCGAGCUCCUAUCUGCAGCGCGUCUACACGGGGGAGGUGCAGAAGAUGCGGCAGCACUUCGAGGGCAUCCACCGGGAGUCCAACGAACAGUCGAACGAUUUUUUUGGGCUUAGCCCGCUGCGGAAGGCGCGCAGCGAUCCCGAAUUUAGUGCGGGAUCAAAAGACGCCUCGGGCAACGCUACGGAGGCGAAGCCGCAGAAGGAACCACAGCAGGAUCAGCAGCAGGAUGCCCACAAGUUCGAGUUGCGCAGGGCCACACCCUCGCCGGAGCGCGGUCGCCGGCGCCAGCGCAGCGCCCAGGAUCGUCUCAUGCCGCACAUCGAUGUCAUCAGCAAGACGGCGGCCCUCAAGCGGGAGCUGGCCCCACGGAGCGCCCUGCGCAGCCUCAGCAGCAGCAGCAGCAACUACAUCGAGCGUCUGCGCAUGCGCUACGAGUCGCCAGAUCCCGCCGAUAGCCAAACGCGGACCAUCAGCCAUCUGUCCACGUCGCAUCCGGAUCUGCGGGAUGUGCACGAUAUCUCGCCCCACCUGUGCGCCGACUGGGUGGCCCACAAGCACCCGCAGCCCAUCGACCAGCCACGUCCGAAGCUGCCCAAGGCUCUGCCCAAGAAGCCGCAGCGCGUGACUCCGCGCGCCAGUUCUGCCUCGCCACCCCGUCCGCACAGGUCGCCGCGUCACCAGCAUAGCCGCCAGCAGACCAGCUCCCUGCGCAGCAACUAUGACGACAUCUUCGCCAAUCAGAAGUUCGAUCCGAGAAUGCAUCGCCCCAAGGCACGCUACGUUCCGGAUGGGGCAGAACAAGCCAGGAGGAGCCCUGCCUCUGGCGGCGGCACCACCACCUUGGAGCGUCUCAAGAAGACGAUGGCGGUAACGUUUAAAGACGUCAACAUUCACUUCAAGACACCGAUAAGGCAUGAGCAGAAGCAGUACAUACCGGAGGAGGAACUAGCCACACGCCAAGCGGAGCAUAUGCAGAAGCUCUACCACGAGGAGCGACGCCGCAAGUAUCUACAGGAGCUGCAGGACAUGAACUCUCGACGCCACACGGACAACUUUACGCCCUCGCAGAAGUCACCGAUCGCCCUCAAUCGCUACGAUGACUUCCCCACCGACGUGACGCUCAAGUCGCUGGUGGGUCCCAAAACAGUUGCCCGUGCCCUCUACAACUUCCAGGGACAGAGCUCCAAAGAGCUCUCUUUCCGCAAGGGCGACACCAUCUACAUAAGGCGGCAGAUCGAUCCCAACUGGUAUGAGGGCGAACACAAUGCGAUGAUCGGACUGCUCCCAGCGAGCUAUGUGGAGAUUGUGAGCCGCGAUGGGGCACGCACUCCGUCCAAGCGGCCAUCGGAGGGCCAGGCUCGUGCCAAAUACAACUUCCAGGCCCAGUCGGGCGUCGAGCUGUCCCUCAACAAGGGAGAGCUGGUCACGUUGACGCGUCGCGUGGAUGGCAACUGGUUCGAGGGCAAGAUUGCCAACAGGAAGGGCAUAUUCCCAGUGUCCUAUGUGGAGGUGCUCACUGACAUUGGAGCCGAGGAUAUUGCGGCCAGAACGACGACCGUGAUCAGCAGCCAGAGCACCACGAAUCUGCGGCCCAAUCUGGAUGUGCUGCGCACAAACAUCAACAAUGAGUUCAACACGCUGACCCAGAAUGGAGCUCAGCCCGUGAACGGCAUCCUGAAGGAGACACGAACGCUGCACAAGACGGACGCACUCCACGUGGACACCAGCUCGGAGCCACUGGCUUAUCGCGCGCUGUACAAGUACCGGCCGCAGAACUCCGAUGAGCUGGAGCUGCUGGAGGGGGAUCUGGUGCAUGUGCUGGAGAAGUGCGACGACGGAUGGUUCGUGGGCACCUCGCAGCGCACCGGCUGCUUUGGCACAUUCCCCGGCAACUAUGUGGAACGCGCCUAAGGCGGAGCCAUCGAGACGGGUGUGGGACACCCGAAUACGAGUACCAAAAUACCCAAACAAAAAAAAAUCGUUCACCUCUAAUCUUAAUGAAUUUGUAGUCUAAUACCGAGGGAGUAAUGUGGAAUAACCGAAGCCAGGCCAGGCCAGGCCAGGGCAGGGCAGGGCAGCUGGACACACGGAGGAAGUUCUAAGAUUAAUUAUGAUUUGAUUUAACUGAAUUACUUUAUGUUGUUGUUGAAUUCUUCUUAUUUCCCUAAUACUGUUCUCCUGCUUGCUUUGCGUUUGCCGUAACGUAAAACUAUUUAUUUAUUUUUAAACAGAGCAUUAAUUUUAUCAAUGUUGGAAUUAUGUUUAUUUAUACUCGAACACAACACACCACACCACACCACACCACACACAAUAUUAACUAGAGAACCCUGACAGCACACCAACGCCACCAGCACCCCCACUCUCUCCCAACAAAUCCCAAUAUCAAAGAGAACUAAAUUAAGAUCAUACAUGCAUAUGUACCCUUGUCGUUUACCUACUAAUUUUAACUAGUCACAGAUAAUUUCCAAAAAAGAAAACCAGAACACAAUGAUGGAGAACCGUUGAACUACAAAAAAAAAACAAGUGCCUUAAAGUUGAAAGUUUAAUGACUAAAAAUGAAGUUAAACUAAAUUAAUUAAAUGAAGGAUGGAAAAUGAAACAAACACAAAGCUGCAAUAUGCUAUGAACCAAGUGCCUCUGUUGAGUCGGAGUCAAAAGUGAGUCAAGUAGCAAACCAAAAUAUUCUCAAGCCGAUUCAACAGAUUUAAUCAUUUAGUUUAAUCAUUACAAAACGAGCGUUUAUUACACAGACACUGUUGCAAGCGUAUUUAGUACAUAAAUAAAUAAACAAAAAAAC